CUUGCCAAGGUUUUCAUGGCUGUCUAAGAGCUCUUCGCCAUGGCUGUCUAAGGUUUUCCGUUCCUUUCUAAAAGUUCUAUUUCGAUACCAAAGUUAGGGUUUACAACAUUCUGCACACCAAGAUUUGGAAGCUUCUUCAACUGAUUAGCUUCGACUUUGCCUCAGAAUCAACUUCAAGGCACUCACCUCCCACCACAAGUUAAAGAAAGCUGUUGCAUCACAACAGAGUCCAUUUGAUCUCUUACGCCUACUAUAUGAUGAGUCUGACGGCAGAUUCUCCCGUCCACUCAUCAAGCAGCGAUGAUUUUGCAGCAUUUCUCGAUGCAGAGUUGGACUCUGCUUCUGAUGUAUCACCUGAGCUAGAUGAAGUAGAAAAUGGAGAAGCAGAGGGAGAGGAAGAGGUGGAAGAUGAUGGCAGCAUAGAUUCUAGCAGGUCAAAGAAGCGUAAAAUUGAGUUGAUUGAAGCUGCAGUUGAUCCACAGAGUUCAGUGUCUCGUGGAGAACCAGCAGAAACUUCAGGAGCAUCUUUGGCGCUGGAUGUAUGCACUCAUCCUGGUGUCAUGGGAGGGAUGUGUAUACGGUGUGGGCAGAAGGUGGAAGAUGAAUCUGGUGUGGCUUUUGGAUACAUACACAAGAAUUUGAGGCUUGCAGAUGAUGAAGUUGCUCGAUUGCGUGACAAGGACCUGAAAAAUUUACUACGACACAAAAAGCUGAUCUUGGUUCUAGAUUUAGACCACACACUUCUGAACUCAACUAGACUUGCAGAUAUUUCUGCAGAAGAAUCAUACUUGAAGGACCAACGAGAAGUACUGCCUGAUGCUUUAAGAAACAACCUUUUCAAAUUGGACUGGAUACACAUGAUGACAAAGCUGAGGCCAUUUGUCCACACCUUCCUGAAAGAAGCCAGUAGUUUGUUCGAGAUGUACAUUUACACAAUGGGCGAACGUCCUUAUGCGUUGGAAAUGGCAAGCUUACUUGACCCUGGAGGUAUCUACUUCCAUUCUAGAGUGAUUGCUCAAUCAGACUCCACUCGGAGACAUCAAAAGGGUCUAGAUGUCGUUUUGGGCCAAGAAAGUGCUGUUCUGAUCCUUGAUGAUACUGAAGUGGUAUGGGGGAAGCACAGGGAAAAUCUUAUACUGAUGGACAGAUAUCAUUUCUUUACCUCAAGUUGUCGACAAUUCGGUUUGAAAUGUAAAUCACUUACUGAACAGAAAAGUGAUGAAAAUGAAGCUGAGGGAGCGCUUGCCUCUGUCCUAGGAGUACUGCAAAGGAUCCACAGACUAUUCUUCGACCCGGAACGUGGGGACAAUAUUAUGGAGCGGGAUGUUAGGCAGGUGCUGAAAACUGUUCGGAAGGAAGUACUGAAGGGCUGUAAAAUCGUCUUCACUGGUGUAAUUCCCAUACAAUGCCAACCAGAAAACCACCACUACUGGAAAUUGGCUGAGAAAUUAGGAGCUACAUUCUCCACAGAAGUCGAUGAAUCGGUGACACAUGUGGUCUCCAUGAAUGACAAGACUGAAAAGUCACGUCAGGCACUGCGAGAGAAGAAAUUUUUGGUCCAUCCAAGAUGGAUUGAAGCUGCUAACUACUUGUGGCGAAAGCCACCUGAAGAGAACUUCCCAGUUAGUUCAUAACUAUUUGCUAACCUUGAUUUUAGGCAACUUUUUUGUAAAUUCUAGUAGAAUGCUUACAGGUUUCAUUCACCAAUAGAAACCAUCCGAUGAGGAAAAAUAGUUCGCGCCCGAGGGAAUCAAAACCAAACUCUGGCUAGUCUUCUUCACUGAUCUCUUGAAUUUUGUCUGGAGAUCAACCAAAUUCAUGUGAUUGUGUGGCAUUCUGGAUGCUGAUUUUGCUAGUUA
This is a messenger RNA of Solanum verrucosum, 1859 nucleotides long. RefSeq names its product RNA polymerase II C-terminal domain phosphatase-like 4. The transcript is spliced from 11 exons. The record is from RefSeq and is a predicted model, not a curated record. Gene Ontology annotation, molecular function: RNA polymerase II CTD heptapeptide repeat phosphatase activity. The coding region runs from base 255 to 1634 and encodes 459 amino acids. NCBI's taxonomy places the organism in Eukaryota, Viridiplantae, Streptophyta, Magnoliopsida, Solanales, Solanaceae. Gene Ontology annotation, cellular component: nucleus.